AUGCCAGCCGAUCCUAUCGAAGCCCACAUGCGAUCCAAGCUCGCUUCGGCUGGGGAUCGCUACGACGACGCUUCGGCCUCGAAGGCUUUGCUGCGGGAGUCCGGAUUCCGACGUCCAGGCCGCAGCAUCCCGUUGGAGGAGACGAUGGCAUCUUGCAACGCCGACAGGAACGGCCGGAGUUGGGGCUGUCAAUGCACUCGCCUUGCAUUGCGCAUCCUCCCCAUGCACCCGCAACCACCCGCCAUCUUUCUUUCCCACCUCGGGCAGAUCCAGCCCAGCCAGCGCUGCAAAUACUCAGAGCCCGUGCUUCCUCGACGAGGCAGGAUUCGAAUCUCACAUGGACGCCUGAUCUGA
Messenger RNA from Moesziomyces antarcticus, 354 nucleotides. RefSeq lists its product as uncharacterized. The coding region runs from base 1 to 354 and encodes 117 amino acids. The transcript has a single exon. The record is from RefSeq and is a predicted model, not a curated record. NCBI's taxonomy places the organism in Eukaryota, Fungi, Basidiomycota, Ustilaginomycetes, Ustilaginales, Ustilaginaceae.